AUGUUCGCCCGUGCAGCUCUGCUUCUGGCCUUUGCGCUGAAGCCAGCAUCAGGUGACUGCCCAUCCUGGGGGAAGCCCUUUCCAAGCAACUUAGCAGGGUCGGGCAAGAUCAGCUUCGCCAGCUUGUACGACGUGACCUACUACGACCAGUACAAGGUGGUCGAGUACUCUGACACGCUGUCGCUUUACAAUGCUAUUCAUUCGGAAGCGUCGCUGCAGGGCACGAGGAUUCCUCCCAUGGUUCUCUACCAGUGCGGCACCACGAAGCCUACGACGGACAUGCCCGGCGUGCCGUCGAACGCCCGCUUCUUCGAGAUUCCAGUGAAGAACGUAACCGUCGGAUGGGGUGGCCCGCUGGCCUUCAUUGAGUUGCUUGGGGUAUCGCAGUCGAUCGACAUGGUUGACAUACGCUCAAUCUCUUCCCCCUGCAUGCAGCUGUUGGAGGUCUGCUAUCCGGAAACCCACAUUACAACAAGUCUUCCGGAUUGGUCGGCCAACCCCGAGUGGAAGACCAGGGCAAGCCGCACAGACCUGGUAUUCACAGACAGCUGGGGUACAGGUUUUGGCGGCGACGCCACCAAGGACGUCCCCUUCGAGAUCUCCUUCGACCCCGGCAGCCUUAGCCGUGCCGAAUGGAUCAAGUUCAUGGCCCUCUUCUACAACGAGGAAGCGCAGGCUGAUCACAUCUUCGAGCAGAUCAAGGCGGACUACAAUGCGCUGAAAGCCAUCGGGGACCAGCUCCGCACCGACGCCAGCACCGAGUACAACGGGGCGCAGCCGAAGGUGAUGUUCGUGGGCCAGCGGGGAGGCUCCAACGCCGUCACCAACGCCGUCUACAAGACCCAGCUCAUCACCGACGCGGGUGCCCAAGUGGUUCCGUUGCCGACCGUGGCCCCGGCGGGGUGCAGCUUCACCGACAACACAGACGGCGCGAGGAUGAUGAAUUGCGAAAUCCCGGCUGGUGAUGCAGCCUUCACAGCCGUCCUUGCCGAAGCGGAUGUCAUCAUCGACGAGUCCUCCUUGUGGCCGGACUAUGACCCCGCGAAAUACCGAGGUUUUGGCACGAUCUACAACGUCACGGCCGACCAGGUUCCGGCUCUGGCCCGCAACCCGCCGAACAUCUUCCGCCUUGAUGGGCAGGUCAGCGACGCAUUCGGGGAUGGGAACACUGUUGGUUCGAGUUGGUUUGACAUCCAGCAGUCAGAGCCGCAGCAGACCCUGGCGGGCCUGAUGGAGGCCAUCUGGGACAGGGACUUCACCAGCACCUGCGGGCAGAAGUACCUGUGGCGUGUGUCUGACCUCAGCGCCCAGAACGUAGUUGGGCAUCAGAACUGCCCUCUCUACAGCGCACAGGGCCAAAACGACUGCCAGUCUCUGCACGACCGCCUCCACAUCCCUCCUAUGUGCAGCCCGGGGAAUGUGUUCCAAACUAUGACGACGACGACGGUUCAAUCGCAGGAGGCGAGUGCCGCGUGCGGAAUGGGGGGUGUGCUUUCUCUGGCUGCAUUUGUAUUCGCGGCCUUCUGA
Symbiodinium sp. CCMP2592 is the source of this 1527-nucleotide messenger RNA. The record is from the annotation of a GenBank genome assembly. Lineage: Eukaryota; Dinophyceae; Suessiales; Symbiodiniaceae.